AUGAAUUUUGCGCGGUGCUAUCACUCAGCAUCGGUACUAACUAAUGGACAAGUAUUAGUUGCUGGUGGAAUAACCCCUAGUAGUUCUCUGUACAGUGCAGAACUGUACAAUCCACCAACAGGACUUUGGACAAAGACUGGCAACAUGAGUUUUUCACGGUACGGUCACACAGCAUCCAUACUAACUAAUGGACAUGUGUUAGUUGCUGGUGGAUCUUCAAGUAUUAGUGUCUCUGUGAAUAGUGCAGAAUUGUACGAUCCAUCAACAGGACAUUGGACAAAGACUGGCAACAUGAGUUUUUUGCGCGUAUAUCACACAGCAUCUGUACUAACUAAUGGAAAAGUGUUAGUUGCUGGUGGAACUGUAAGUCUUGGUGUCCGUUUGAAUAGUGUAGAACUGUACGAUCCAUCAACAGGACUUUGGACAAAGACUGGCAGCAUGAGUUUUUCGCGCGCAUAUCACACAGCAUCUGUACUAACUAAUGGACAUAUCUUAAUUGCUGGUGGAUCCAACCCUACGGGCUAUUUGAAUACUGCAGAACUGUACGAUCCAUCAACAGGACUUUGGAGAAAGACUGGCAAUAUGAGUUUCCCAAGCACAUAUCCCACAGGAUCUGUACUAACUAAUGGAGAAAUAUUAGCUGUUGGUGGAAAUAUCGAUGGUAAGUCUGUGUAUAGUGCGGAACUGUACAAUCCAUCAACAGGACUUUGGACAAAGACUGGCAACAUGAGUUUUCCACGCGAACAUCACACAGCAUCCGUACUAACUGAUGGACAAGUGUUAGUUGCUGGUGGAAUUGCAAAUAUGAGUGUCUAUUUGCAUAGUGUAGAACUGUACGAUCCAUCAACAGGACUUUGGACAAACACUGGCAACAUGAGUUUUUCACGGUACGGUCACACAGCAUCUGUACUAACUAAUGGACAUAUCUUAAUUGCUGGCGGAUAUGGCUCUGGCUAUUUGAAUAGUGCAGAACUAUAUGUAUGA
Molecule: messenger RNA, 984 nt
Organism: Rotaria sp. Silwood1
Lineage: Eukaryota; Metazoa; Rotifera; Eurotatoria; Philodinida; Philodinidae
Source: the annotation of a GenBank genome assembly